This is a messenger RNA of Humulus lupulus (European hop), 1767 nucleotides long. Its product is annotated as LOB domain-containing protein 16. The transcript is spliced from 2 exons. Lineage: Eukaryota; Viridiplantae; Streptophyta; Magnoliopsida; Rosales; Cannabaceae. Gene Ontology annotation, cellular component: nucleus. The record is from RefSeq and is a predicted model, not a curated record. Gene Ontology annotation, biological process: hormone-mediated signaling pathway; positive regulation of DNA-templated transcription. The coding region runs from base 890 to 1621 and encodes 243 amino acids.
UUAUUUCACUAACUUGAGAACCCUUGCAGAUGCGUUUGGACCAACUUUAAUUCCAUGAAAGUAGUAAUCAACAUUUUCAAUUUUCUUCGGUUUUAAUCAAACAACUCAUCUAGAAUUAGUAAUAAUAAUAAACCACAUUAUAAUAAAUGUUCAUAUUUUUGGUUUGUAAUUAAAUUAUUUAUAUAUAUAUGCCGAAGGGUGUAUAUCCAAAUUAGUGGUUGUCGGUAGGCGUUUACGCAUAAGCCACUCAAACUCAAACAACUCCACACACAAAACGACAAGCAGCAGCAGUUCCCAGGUGCGGCGUUCGGCGGAAAAUUUCACACAAACUCACCAAUUCAAACCCAAAAACUCAAACUCAACAAUAACAAAAGAAAAAAAAAAGAAAAAAGAAUAACAAUAAUAUCAAACUAAGCAAAAUAACAAUACGAAACUAAAGUCGGUCUACCCCAUUAAAAAAAUGUUCCCUGUAAACCCUGCACAAUGGGCCUUCAUUGUUUCCCAUUCUUCUUUUUACUUUUGCUUUGCUUUUGCCUAAUGCCUACCCUUAUAUAAGAACCCCUCCACCACUUUCUGCUCCUUAACCACAAUAGUUAUAUUUUUAUAUAUAUAUAUUUAUACACAUAUAGUUAUUAAGUUAUAUAUAUGUAAUGAUAUGCCCCACUCCACUGAACCCACCUCCCCAUUUAUCAUAUUAUUCCCUUUAACACAAUUUUAAGUUUGAGGUUGCACCGUUUCCUAGUAUAUCCGUGUGCCUCAAAAUUUUUAAUAUAACUACUUUCUUACUCUUCUCCAAAGCACUCUCUCUUUAGAUCAUAAUAAUAACAACUAGUACUACUAGAAGCAGUAGUAGUAAUAUAGUAUAUAAUAUAUAGUAUAGUCUCUCUAGAUGGCUUCGGCGACUACUGGGACCGGUUCAGCAGGGUCACCGUGCGGUGCGUGCAAGUUCCUUCGGCGGAAGUGCGCCGCCGACUGCAUAUUCGCCCCAUACUUCUGCUCGGAGCAAGGCCCUGCUCGGUUCGCCGCCAUACACAAAGUGUUCGGAGCUAGCAAUGUGUCUAAGCUCUUGUUACACGUGCCGGUUCCUGAUCGCUGUGAAGCUGUGGUUACCAUUGCCUACGAAGCUCAAGCCAGGAUUAGAGACCCUGUUUAUGGCUGCGUUGCUCACAUUUUUGCCCUGCAACAACAGGUGGCAUGUCUGCAAGCACAACUGGUGCAAGCGAAGGCUCAACUAGCUCAAAGUUAUAAUGAUCAUUCAAGGAGUAGUACUACUCAUCAUCAUUUAGAGAACAACAUUAUGAAUCAGUAUGGAUCAUCAUCAGCAACGAAUAACUUGUAUCUCAACAAUAAUAGUAAUAGUACUUACGUGAACAACUACCCAAUUUCGCCUCAGAGCUCGCUGGACUCAGUGGACCAAAACGGUAGUGAUUUGAUGAUGAACGGCGGUGGCGGUGGCGGCCGCGGCGCUCAUCAUCAGGAGAUAGAAAGCGGCAGAUCAGUAGUUUCAGCUGAGGAUUAUUACCUUGUCCAAGCUGCUGCUGCUGCUUGUUCGAGGAAGAGACCAAGCAAUGGUGAGUUGGGUGAGCUUCAUGCUCUAGCCCUUAGAAUGAUGAGGAAUUAGCUAGAGAUUGAAUUGAGUUUUGAUGUUCAUAUAUGAUAGAUGAUUAUCAUGAUAUUGAUCAACGAUCGAUAUUGAUUCAUGAUGAUGAUCAUGAUCGAGAGCUGUACUGUACGCCCCAGAUGAAUGAAUUAAUGUAUAUAUACUAA